Molecule: messenger RNA, 1496 nt
Organism: Phanerochaete carnosa HHB-10118-sp
Lineage: Eukaryota; Fungi; Basidiomycota; Agaricomycetes; Polyporales; Phanerochaetaceae
Exons: 1
Coding region: 678-869 (63 amino acids)
Source: RefSeq, a predicted model, not a curated record
CGCAUGUCACCACGUACCCCUCAACUGAUCCACCACGAUCUCGAAGUGCUUUCCAGUCCCGGGUCCAUCGACUGCCGUGAAGGGCGUUCGCGCGGUCCGGCACUGGUAGCACCGCGGCCUUGCGGGAGAACUGGUCUCGUCUCUGUGCUUCUGCAUGUGCCGCGGGACGGGGCGAUGAGCGAAGAAAUGCGGCUGUACGUGGGCGCAAUCGCCUCUAAGUGCUCUUGCCAGCAAGACUAGUCGGGACUGUGAUGAUGGUACGCGCAAGACUGUGCGAGACUGAACGUCGGUAAGGGCAUGUUGAUGAGGUUCGAAGGUGCCGGUGAUGGUGCUGCUCGUGACAGGACUCGAACUAGGAGGGAGCGCCUGGAAACGAGGACGAGGAUCCCGUGUGCAGCAACUUCGGUAACGGAGGCGAUUCGGGCGAGGGAGGGAGAUAUGGCUGUCGCCAUGGAGUUGCUGUGACCCGCGCUGCUUCACGAGGUCUUGAGAGAUCGUCGAAUAAGUGGAAGAACUCGCCAACACAGCUGGAGCUGUGCGUUCAGCGCCAUCACACUCGCCGUCAUGCGGGUCGUGACGCCGGGCAGGUCAGUUUCGCGCUGCCCCUCAUGCUUCUGGCUUGCUCUCUCUCCUCCACAUCUCCCGCCAUCCCGCCGCAAGAACCACGCGGCACAUAAAUGUCGUUGGACGAGCCGGCCCUUCCGACGUUCGCUCUUGCAUUCUCCGUGGCUGCAGGAAUCCACAACGCCCCCCGCUGCCGCUAUCCCAGCGUGCUCAGUCUCCGCGUCAAGCUCGAUACCGCCCAGGACAGGAUGUUCUUCAAGUAUCGACCAAGCUUUCGACGACAAGACCGGCGAUGCAGUGUCUGAGCGUCCAACGAGGCGGUGAUGGCGAGUGCCCCACAGUGGUGGGCCAAGGCGAGGGCAGCGCCAGGGUCUCGUACUCGCCGCCCAGACGUCCGCUCUUAUUGAGAUGAUGUGCGCGUGAGCCAGGCCAUCGCGCGAGGCCCACAGGCAGCGCGCAGUACGGCGGCCGGGAGUAUCGUGGUUGAUGGCGAGAUGAGAGACGGGGACAAAGCGCCAACGAUCUCGGUUUGCAUAAUCAGAAGGAGGUGCAUCUUGUUGGAGAAGGACCUUGGUAAGCAGACCUUCCUCACGAAUGGGCGGGUCAAACGUAAGGGCAGGAGUGGCGAGGUAACAGUGGCGAUGCAUUUCGGGUGGAAUUAGCAUUCGUUGGGGAUGAGCGGGAAGACGUGUUCCGGUGUUGCGCCAAGCGUGUCCUUCUCUGGUAGCUUUCGCUUCACGCCCAGCUCUUCACUGUGAAACGCCCCCGCCUAUCCUCGUCGCCGUUCGUUCGUAUCAGCCGACAUGACAGUAGCGUGAGGAUGGUACCAGUGGCGAAGAUGAUGGCGGGAUGACGACAAGAAGGAGAGCGCCUGCAAAGCGUUCAGCACCCAGGUCGAGGUGUGUGCGCCCAUGAUCUUAUCUGCGAAGACA